Molecule: messenger RNA, 891 nt
Organism: Ectocarpus siliculosus
Lineage: Eukaryota; Phaeophyceae; Ectocarpales; Ectocarpaceae
Source: the annotation of a GenBank genome assembly
AUGUUCCUGCUGCCUCCCGCCCGGAGAUCCACGUCCACUGAAGCGGGCGGCGGCGGCGGGGUGGUAGAGGAAGGCGCUCACGGCGAGAGCGAGGUCGAAGACGAGGAGGGCGGAGACGGGCUUCUUGCCGCGCUGGCAGACGAGCUAGUCUGGGAAGGGGAUGGUGACGAAGGGGAGGAAGAUGGUGAGGAGGAGGAGGAGGAGGAGGAGGAAGCCGGGAUGGAGGGAUUGGAUCUCGAGAGCUUGGGGAUAUCCAUAAUGGACGAUGAGGAUGCGGAGGAAGUGCAGGAGCAGCUGCGGCGAGAGUGGGGGACAGCCUCCGUGCAAAACGAGCAGAAGGAAUACGAAAUCGACACUGCCGAGCUGCAGUCAAAGAUGAGGCAGACCAUGGAAGUCCUCGGUUGCCAGGCUUGGGACGUCGGGGCGGUUCUGACGACGGAUAAAGAGGUCUUCCGGCUGAACCGUCAGUACCGAGGGAUGAGCACAUCGACCGACAUCUUGUCGUUCCCAAACCACGACAUGUCAGGCAGCCCUGGGGUGCUCCCAAAGGUGAGAUUCCCCGCCGAGAUGGACCUCGGGGAUAUGUUCAUCUCCCUGGCUUAUGUGGACCGACAGAUCAAGAGGGACAGAGAGGAACAGGCGGCGGCAGUGGCGGCGGCGGCGGCGGGGGGGGGGGGGCAGGAGGAAGAGUGGUGGGACAGCGAGAGGGGCGUAAGCGGUGCAAUGUCGAGAGUCUUCGAUGUCCAGGAGCGAGCGUCCAUGCUCCUGGUGCACGGCUUGAUCCACCUGCUUGGCUACGACCACGAGACGGAGUCGGACUACAAGGCCAUGGUCGCGGUGGAGGAAGAGGUCUUGCGGGCCGUCUUCGGCCCAGGCACCCCGCCUCAGUAG